AUGUACGCCGAUAGAAUCACAGACACUCUAGCCCCGGAGAUAGUCAAAUUACGCGCACGCAACGAUCCCAAUGGCGUCUUCGCCCAAAUCCCCGCCGGAACAACGUAUUCAGACGGCUUCAGAAGUAUAACGAACCUUCAGCUAUAUAAUGCCAUCAACUAUACCGCUGGGCUCAUCCGCCAGCGUUUCGGGGAAAGCAAAGAGUUUGAGACGCUGGCGUUCAUUGGGCCGUCAGAUCCUAGAUAUACGAUUAUGCUGAUGGCGGCGAUGAUCACGGGGUAUAAGGCCUUUCUUCCCUCACCCAGAAAUAGCGAGGAAGCACAUCUCACUCUACUGGAACGACUCCAAUGCCACAAAAUUGUAGUAACGGAGUCGCCUCUCCCAUGCGUUGGCAUGAUUUUGAAAGGCAGGAAAAUGCAGACAUUGACGUUGCCUGAGCUAGGGCAGUUGUUGGAUGUGGGGGAUGUCGAGGAGUAUCUAUAUACAAAGACGUUUGAAGAGGCAAAGAGGGAUCCGGUGCAUGUGUUGCAUACUUCGGGAACGACUGGUAUACCCAAACCACUCAUUUAUACGCCGGCCUGGGCGGCGAGCUUGAUGGUGCAGUGUCAGUUGGAGGCUCCAGAAGGGUUUGUAGAUUUGAGUUGUUAUACUACUCGAGGGAGGUUUGUGAGUAUUCUGCCUCCGUUUCACGGGGCGGGGGUUACCUUCACAUGCUUUGUGGCAUUGUUCUUUGGGACGGUGCCUGUGUUUAUGCUGCCUGGGCUACCGCCGACGACCGAAGAUAUGGUACAGGCUAUCAGUCAUGCGGAUGUCGAUUGGGCUUUUUUGCCACCAGCAUUUGUGGAUGAACUGGGGAAGCGGCCUGACCUACUGGACGUGGCAGCGAUUCGGUUGAAAUACAUCGCCUUCGGUGGAGGCGCUACACCCAAACGUUCCGGAGACGUGGUCGCCAAAAGAAUCCCUCUCUGGCAAAUCCUCGGUUCAUCGGAAGCUGGAAGUAUUCCUCUGAUGCAUGUACACGGCGACAACACCGAGGACUGGAACUACAUGCGCUUUAAUCCAGUGCACAAGUUCGAGAUGCGGCAUUGCUACGAUGACCUGCAUGAGUUGGUUAUUCCGCGCGACAAGUCUUCGAACAUUCAGGCAGUGUUUGAAAUGUUUCCAGACACAGAAGAGUUCCGCUCCAAGGAUUUAUUCAAGCCGCAUCCAACGAAAGAAGGGCUCUGGAUUUACCACAGUCGCGACGACGACAUCAUCGUCUUCCUCAACGGCGAAAAGACAAACCCGGUUACUUUCGAGGAAGAAGUGAUUAGCCAUCCUGAAGUCAAAGCCGCUCUGGUAAUUGGCGCCCAGCGCGAAGAAGCCGCACUGCUAGUCGAACUUGCAAGCACUACACCACUCUCCGACGAGGAAAAGACGGCAGCCGUAAACAGAAUCUGGUCUGUCGUUGAACAAGCAAACAAGUUCACUCCAGCACAUGCACGCAUCGCAAAGUCAAGGAUCCUACUCGUCGACCCGGAAACUCCAAUGGUGAGAACGGGCAAGGGAACGGUGCAGCGAAAGGCAACGUUGAAGUUGUAUGCGGCCAAGAUUGAUAAGCUCUACCAACAAGAAGAUGAAGUAAGCAGUGCGCUCAAAAACGGGACCAGACCUACUAAGAGCAUUAUCCGCGACGUAGUAGCAGAAAUGCUCGAUCUAGACAACCUCGACUUUUUCAAAAUGGGUAUGGAUUCCCUCGGAGCACUCAGAUUACGAAGGGCACUUCAACGUCAUUUUCCUACGGCGAAUAUUCCAAACAACAUCGCCUAUACUAAUUCUUCUGUCAACGCAAUCGCCACAGCAGUGGAGAAACUAAGUGCCCCAACGACGACGACGACCAACGGUGUCACACUAUACGAUCACCCCAAUCCAAACUCGGACCUCUCAGGAAUGCUCCAACAAUACAUUGCCCAAAUAAACACCGUCCCUCCACCCUCUCCUCCAUCCUUCCCCUCUCCCACCACACCAACAAUCCUCCUCACCGGCUCCACCGGCGCCCUAGGCUCCCACAUCCUAACCCACCUCCUCACGCACCCCUCAUCCCCUCACAUAAUCUGCGUAAACCGCACCUCCUCGGCCCCGACCCGCCAACUCGCCCUCCACAAAACACGUUCCCUGCCCACCACGUUCCCCCCAGAAAGAGUAACCUUCCUCACAGCCGACCUCUCCCUCCCCUCCUUCGGCCUACUAACCGAAACCUACGCCGACUUGCUCGACCGCGUCACCCACAUCAUCCACAACGCCUGGCCCGUGAACUUCAACCUCCCGUUAUCCUCUUUCGCUGCGUCGGUGGCUGGGGUUGUGGGCUUGGUUAGUUUCGCCGCAAGCAGUAAAUACGGUGCAAGAGUACAGUUUCUAUCUUCUAUUGGUUCUGUGGCGGGCGUCGUGACAGCGCGUGUCCCAGAGCAAAUCAUCACAGACUUGUCUGCACCUGCGAGGAUGGGGUAUGCGCAGUCGAAAUACGUGUCUGAGCGGCUUCUUGCUCAUGCAUGUGAGACGCUGGGGGUUAGUGCUAGUGUCGUGCGGCUGGGCCAGAUAGCAGGGGCGGCGGAGAGUAAGAAGGGCUGGAAUAGGUGGGAGUGGUUGCCGAGUUUGGUGGCUAGUUCGGGGUUUGUAGGGGCUCUGCCAAGGACCUUGGGUAAGGAUGAGGGCAGUAGGGCGGAUUGGGUGCCGGUGGAUCAUUUGGCGGACGUGGUUUGUGAGUUGGCUUUGUGGGAUGGGGAUGGGGAGGGUAAGGGGGAGGUAAGGGUAAACCACAUUGUCCAUCCCAUACCAACGCCAUGGGCGGACCUCUUACCUGUUAUCCAACGUACCCUCUCUUCUUCCUCCUCCCGAACGCAGGUAUCAAUCAUCCCCUACGCAGAAUGGGUCGCGCUACUCAAGCAGAAAACCGCAGAAUCAGAGAAAGAUACGGAACUCGAUCAUGAGGCGCUGGCAAUGAGGAAUCCAGCAAUGAAGUUACUGGAUUUCUACGAGGGGCUGUUGGGAGAAAUUGGGGCACGUACGUUGGGGGUGGAGUUGGAUAUGCAGGGGACAUUGGGGGAGAGUGAGACCUUGAGGACUUUGGAGCCGUUGAAGGGGGAGUGGGUUGAGGGGUGGGUUCAGGAGUGGAUGAGUGAGACGGUGGGGUGA
This is a messenger RNA of Pyrenophora tritici-repentis Pt-1C-BFP, 3171 nucleotides long. The record is from RefSeq and is a predicted model, not a curated record. Lineage: Eukaryota; Fungi; Ascomycota; Dothideomycetes; Pleosporales; Pleosporaceae.